Molecule: messenger RNA, 1011 nt
Organism: Halichondria panicea
Lineage: Eukaryota; Metazoa; Porifera; Demospongiae; Suberitida; Halichondriidae
Exons: 4
Coding region: 369-803 (144 amino acids)
Cellular component (GO): membrane
Source: RefSeq, a predicted model, not a curated record
UUGGACAAAUGAUUCUUUUGCACGGUUGCAAGGUUGUGUAAACAGAGGACACUUUUGUUGCAGGUAGGGCCAACGUAAAAUGAAAGUGUUAAUCUUGUUUGCAACCAUUACAGCCCACACAAACACACAUUAGCUGUUUACUUAGGUACAAGCCAUGUGUGUUAAUGAACAGUUUAAGCUCCAUUGAGCAUCAGUGAAACCUGUCCACACAUUAAUUACUGUGACACGGGGGAAUCAAACUAUUUACUACAAUUUAUAAGUGUAUUGUAGAAAGUAUAGCUACAUUAUUAGACCAAGGGGAAAACUGUUGUGCCCUAGAAUUACUACACUGUCAAUUGAAAGAGCACAAGAAGCAGACGUACAAAGAAAUGUCAGGGCGAGAGGGUGGGGAGACAGUGUACAUGCAGGGCUACAGUCGGGGGAACACUAGCACACAACCACUCAUGUCCGAUUACAACACACAGUCAACCCAGGGCCUAGUGAUGACAUCCCAGCCUGUAGCAAUCAUUGGGACCACUAUACUAGUCUCUGUUGACGAGGUGAUGAAUUACAACCCCGACAAGCAGUUGGUCUGGGCUAUAUGUAACCUCCUCUUCUGCUGUUUUCCCUUGAGCUUGAUUGCAUUCAUAUUCAGUGUACAGGCACUGGCCACACAGGAACAGAACAUCAAAGCUGCUCAUAAGUUCAACAAGCUCUCGUGUGGCUGCAACACUGCCAGCCUAGUGAUCGGCCUUCUAGGCUACCUGGGCAUCCUGGGUGUGGCCAUAUGGCAAAUAAUACUGGCUGUGGAUAGGCAACUGUGAAUCCGUUUCAUUGGGUGAAUCAAAGCCGACUAAAGAAGUACGAUAUUUAAAACUUUCCACGAAAUAUACAAAGACAAUUCAUAAUUAUAGAGAUACACGAGUGAAAAUGUGUGUAAUAAUUGAAAACACAUGCAAUAGCACUAUCAAUCUAAUAAUUAUGUGUGCCAUAUAGCUAAACAAGUGACAAACUGGUUGUGUUUUAAUGAUG